ACGUGAUCGAGGAUCGACUUCUUCGUUUGUGGCCACGAGGUUUUGUGGUAAAAAUUGAGUUUACCGGGUGGAAAAGGCCCCCUAUUUUUGUAGUUAUACAAAAAUGCCCUCCAGCAACCCGUUGCCACCCAAAGAAAAUGCCUUGUUCAAGCGGAUCCUGAGAUGCUACGAACACAAACAAUACAAAAAUGGGCUGAAGUUUGCAAAACAGAUCCUGUCAAAUCCCAAGUUUAGUGAACAUGGGGAGACCUUGGCGAUGAAGGGUCUCACUCUCAACUGUUUAGGCCGUAAGGAAGAAGCCUACGAUCAUGUGCGUCGUGGUCUCAGGAAUGACUUACAGUCCCAUGUUUGCUGGCAUGUUUACGGUCUUCUGCAACGUUCUGACAAGAAGUACGAUGAGGCUAUCAAGUGUUACAGAAAUGCCCUCAAAUGGGAUAAAGAUAAUAUUCAAAUCCUUAGAGAUUUGUCAUUGCUACAAAUCCAGAUGCGGGAUCUGGAAGGUUAUAAGGAUACCAGAUAUCAGUUGUUUAUGUUACGUCCUACUCAACGAGCUUCUUGGAUUGGAUUUGCUAUUUCAUAUCAUUUGUUGAGAGAUUAUGAAAUGGCAUUGAAAAUUUUAGAUACUUUUCGAAAUUCUCCAAUGAUUUGUUAUGAUUAUGAACAUAGUGAGUUGUUAUUAUAUCAAAAUAUGGUCAUCCAGGAAUCAGGAGAAUGUGAACAGGCGUUAAAACAUUUAGACAAGUAUAGUGAUCAAAUUUGUGACAAGGUUACUGUCAAAGAAACUUAUGGUAAACUAAGACUUCAACUGAAACAGUAUGCAGAAGCGGAACAAGUUUACAAGGAGCUAUUAGAUAUUAAUCCUGAAAACACAACGUAUUACACUAGGCUAGCAGAGGCUGAAAGACACUCUUCACCAAGCGAAACGUUGCAAAUGCUUCAAAGAUACGAAGAACUCUUUCCUCGAGCAUUAGCACCGCGCCGUUUGCAACUCAAUUAUGCGACAGGAGAUGAAUUUAAAGUCUUAGUUGAUCGAUAUUUACGAAAAGGGCUUCAUAAAGGUGUACCACCGUUAUUUGUGAAUCUUCGUUCAUUAUACACUGAUAAGGAAAAAGUCGAAAUCAUAUCAUCUCUACUUGUGCAAUACAAGGAGGCAUUAAAACUUCAUGACCACUUUAGCGAUCAAGAAAAAGAUAAUCCACGAGAACCAGCAUCUGCGUUAUUAUGGACUUAUUAUUACCUAGCGCAACAUUACGAUUACCUCGGUCAAACGGAAAAAGCAUUGAUUGAGAUUGACGCUGCCAUAGAUCAUACUCCUACGCUUAUAGAACUUUUUGUUACCAAAGGACGCAUUUAUAAGCAUGCGGGUAAUGUUCAAGAAGCUUAUAAGUGGCUGGAUGAGGCGCAGGGGUUAGACACGGCUGACCGAUAUAUUAACUCUAAAUGUGCCAAGUACAUGCUCCGUGCGAAUCUUAUUAAAGAGGCGGAGGAGACGUGUGGGAAAUUUACGAGGGAAGGAGUUUUAGCUAUGGAAAAUUUGAACGAAAUGCAGUGCAUGUGGAUUCAAACAGAAGCGGCCAACGCAUAUAAACGUCUUGGAAAAUAUGGAGAAGCAUUGAAAAAAUGUCACGAAGUUGAUAGGCAUUUUUCGGAAAUUAUAGAGGACCAAUUUGAUUUUCAUACAUAUUGUAUGCGGAAAAUGACGUUGCGAUCUUACGUGGGUCUUCUAAGGCUAGAAGACGUUCUCCGAGCUCAUCCAUUCUACUUCAAAGCAGCGAAAUGUGCAAUGGAGGUUUAUUUGCGGCUACAUGAUUAUCCUUUGCCAGAUCCAGCGCAAACGCAAGAAAUCGACACUGAAAAUUUGGCGCCAUCCGAAUUGAAGAAACUAAGAAACAAACAGAGGAAACAGCGCAGAAAGGCCGAACUCGAACGACAGCAAGCCGCCCAGGCUCAAGAGAAAAGAGAGCAACAUAACAAAUCUCGGCAGCAGAAUGACUCUGAUCUUGAGCAGCCUACACUAGAUGAAUUAAUUCCGGAAAAACUGGAAAGGGUUGAAGAUCCACUAGAACAAGCGAUAAAGUUUUUACAGCCCUUGCAGGAAUUAGCGUCGAAUCGGAUAGAGACGCAUCUUAUGGCUUUCGAGAUAUAUAUUCGGAAAGGUCGUACUCUUCUCAUGCUACGCUCGAUAAAACGCGCUCAUAGGUUGGACAUGAAUAAUCCAGAUCUACAUACGUGUUUAGUCCGUUUUCUGUUACACACCAGUAAGUCACCGUUGGAAGGAGCAGUAGGCGAGGUAGUGAAGCGUCAGACCGCCGGAAUCUUUUCCAGUACGAAGGCAGCUCAAUUAAAUGCUGAGUACUUGAAGAAGAACAGGAAUUCAUUGCCGCAUCUGCUGCAAGGCUCAAGGAUGUUAUACAUUCUGGACCCGUCCGCACAGACGAAGGCGCUAUUCCUUGUGACAAGCAUCGAGGAACUCGAAGGCGUGACGCUACAGAACUGCACGAAGGUGCUUGAUGCAUUGCGCAACGGCGACUUCGGACACUGUGACGAUACGAUAGCCGAUUACAUGACGAAAUGCCACGUGCGAUUCCCAUUCGCUACCGCGUUUCGGCCGCCCGAACCGAAAACCAACAAUCAUCAAGAGAAAGAGAAUUCAAUCAAAAACUGAUCCAGGUACGCGCUAUUGCAGCGUCACUGAAUCUAUUAUCGUAAUUAGACAAGUCCAUGGAGAGCCGGGGUACGGAAGCUUUCUUCUGAUCUGCGUUAGAGGACGUUAAAAAUCACGUUUUUGGUGCCGUGGUAAAGAAAUGAAACGAAAUUGGCAAGAUAAUUAAUCGAGUAAAGCAUGUGUUACAUACGAACUGUUCUUCGAGAUAUUUCACGUAGUGCGAACAGUGCUGAGACAAUGCUGGAUAAAACAAUCCUAAUAAAUUAUAAUACAACGAGGUGCGGACCGCCUAUAGAUUCUGGAACGUGGUCCAGAAAUUUUACAGGAAGGAAAAUAAUGAGAAAAAAGAGAGGACGACUUAGCUAAAUAUUAGUUAACAAUCGAUUAAUUUGACACGUUCCGCUUAUCGUGAGCAGCGACGCUAAAUACGAGAGGUGGGAUGAGGAUGGGAGGGGAAUAAUCGAUGAAAGUGCGGACUGUUUUGUGGUACGGGACGUGCAGUGUGUAAAAUAACACGUGCGAGUUAACACAUUGGUACAAAAAGACAAGACUUGUAUACAUACAUACGCGCGCUCUAAAGCGAAUAUUUCUACUCGACUUAAGGUGUACAAUUUCCAGCGAUGCCUACAUAAUACUCUACUAUGUAGAGGCUGCAAAACGCUAGAUGAUCAUCGAAGCACCAAGUACUGUACCGUGCAUGUCCGUCGUCGCAUUUUGGAUGGACUCCGUUCCCACAUCGUGUACUAACUUCUGGUUCGCCUCAUCCGUGAACUGUUGAUUUCAAUGAACAAAAUGAUUCUAAUGCUUUUCUUUCUAGACACAUUUUAUUUUCUGCGUUUUUUGCCCAGGGUAAUGAUCUACGUUUGGAUUGGAGCCCUGAUAUUCCAUCGAGAAGUCAAUAAGGAAGUAGUGUCCGUUUGCGAAAGUCUCUGUGAAAGUUACUAUAGGAACGAUAAACUGCGUUUUGUAUACGCAAACUACCAAAGUAUAUCAUAAAUCGAAAGGCCGUUAGUGUGUUAAUAGCGAAUAUCAUCGUACAUAUGUACAUCGACGGAUUGCGGAAAUUUUAAUAAAUACAAGGUUUUUAAAAGCCUACCGGUACAAGUCAAAGGAUGUUAUAAUUACCUCGUUUGAAUUCCGAAAAUAACUGCAUAUUUAUAAGUUUUCAGUUUUCCCAUAAAAAAAUUUUUUUCAAUACGAGAUGACAUAGAUACUAUCGAGCUAUUAAAUAAUAUUUGUACAUAUUUCAGGUACUAUAUCAAUAAGUGUAUAAUGUCUUACGACUUUCUUUCGAAUGAGCGACAAAUGAGUUCGCCGCCGAUCAAUAUUGAAUGUUUAUCACCUACUCAAACACGUCAUAACAAUAAUCAUAAA
Molecule: messenger RNA, 4039 nt
Organism: Acromyrmex echinatior (Panamanian leafcutter ant)
Lineage: Eukaryota; Metazoa; Arthropoda; Insecta; Hymenoptera; Formicidae
Gene: Naa15-16
Product: N-alpha-acetyltransferase 15/16
Biological process (GO): N-terminal peptidyl-methionine acetylation
Cellular component (GO): NatA complex; cytoplasm
Molecular function (GO): protein binding
Source: RefSeq, a predicted model, not a curated record